Molecule: messenger RNA, 2113 nt
Organism: Hippocampus comes (tiger tail seahorse)
Lineage: Eukaryota; Metazoa; Chordata; Actinopteri; Syngnathiformes; Syngnathidae
Gene: ptar1
Product: protein prenyltransferase alpha subunit repeat containing 1
Exons: 7
Coding region: 40-1413 (457 amino acids)
Biological process (GO): protein prenylation
Cellular component (GO): cytoplasm
Molecular function (GO): protein prenyltransferase activity
Source: RefSeq, a predicted model, not a curated record
CAGUAGUGUAUACAACCCAACGUCAUAUGGUGACCUAAAAUGGCGGAGUCGCAGUCAGAGCUGGAUGUCUUGGUCCAAAGAGUAGUUAAAGAUAUUACUAAUGCAUUUAAGAGGAACCCUAACAUUGAUGAGAUUGGUGUGAUUCCAUGUCCAGAGGGACGUUACAACCGCAGCCCCAUCGUGGUGGUGGAGAACAAGCUGGGAGUAGAGAGCUGGUGUGUCAAGUUUCUGCUGCCAUAUGUACACCACAAGGUGUUACUCUACCGCCAACGGAAAAAUUGGCUGGAUAAGGAAGCUUUAGUGGAUAUCACGUCCACCCUCUUGCUGCUUAAUCCUGAUGUCACGACUGCAUGGAAUGUCAGGAAGGAGUUGAUUCAGUCUGGAGUACUUAAAGCAGAAAAGGACCUCUACCUAGGCAAGCUGGCACUCACCAAAUUCCCCAAGAGCCCAGAGACGUGGAUACAUCGACGCUGGGUGCUGCAGCAAAUCCUGAGACGGCUCUCAGCUGUGGAUUGUGAUGGAAAGCAACAACAGGGUGAAGCAGAGAGGGCAGCUGUAGAAAGGAGUCAGCAGUUCAGUUACCACUUUGCUCAAUUGCUCCACAAAGAACUAAAUGUCUGCUCUGAUGCUGCAUGUAGUUAUCCCAGCAACUACAAUGCAUGGUCCCACCGCAUCUGGGUGCUUCAACAUAUGGCCAAAGGCAAUGUGAAGGUUUUCCAUGAUGAGCUGUCCACAACGCGUCAGUGGGUGUCAAUGCAUGUGUCUGACCAUAGUGGCUUUCACUACCGCCAAUUCCUGCUUCAGGAGCUAAUUGAGGAGUUUUCUCUGACACCAGCUCCCAGCAAAAACUGCUCACCCCUUCAUCAGUCCAUGCCCAGAACUUGCUUCUUACCUUCCAUCAGUGUCCUGGCUAAUGGAGAGCAAUCAGGAAUACAGACAAUAGAUGAAGAUGAGAGGGAGCUUGACUUAGCCAAACUGUUUGAGCUCUUCCACCAGGAAAUGGAACUAUGCUCAGACCUGAUCCGGUCUUUCCCUGGACAUGAGACCCUGUGGAGUCACAGGCGGCAUGUCUUCUAUUUGUGGCACCAGUGGAGGUGGGAACACCAGCUCUACUUCAACUGUAAUGGAAGCACUGUCCUCUGUAACAUUGGUGACACGGACCAACUGAAGCAAGGUGGUCAAGGGUCUGGUGAUUGCGGAGCUGGUAGCAUGGAGGUAGAUGGCAUAUCCUUGCCUGAUUCUCGCGACAGCAAGCGACUUAAGAGGGGUUUCCGUCUGUCAAACCCCCCCAGCCUGUCCUCAGAGUGCACAUUUCUGAGCACUAUUCUGGACAGACAAUGUAACCCUGAGCAAAGACACUUUGGACUGGCAUACAAAAAGUGGUUAGAAUCUGUCAUUGGUAAGGAGCUUUGAGAAAAAAAAGAUUGCUGAACACAUUAUUUUAAAAAGUACAAUUAAAUUUAGCUAUGACAAAAUUGUAUUAGUUUGAUGCUGUGCUGCUAUAAGGAACCAAUUAACAAAUUUUGUGUCAGAUUGCUGUUUCUUGUGUGUGCGUGCCUGCAUGCGUAUGGGUGACAUCAUUCCGUAUCUCAUCAAUUUUAAGCAUCUCUCAGUAUGUCAUGUUUAGUUCCCUUCCUUUCUCCUUUUAUUUCAGGGUUUUUAAUGCACCAUGUAAAACAUGCCUAACGAAACAUAUAUUAACAUCUUAUUUUUGCUUCAUUCUCUUUGACAGUUAACUUCUGACCAUACAACAUUUAACAUGUGUUACCCUAUAACAUUUAAUUAUCAGUUGUGACUGUGGAGUUUUUGUGACAGUGUUAGUGCAAAGAUGUUCAGGUUUUCUAUGCCUUGCUCAGUAUCACAACUAUGAGGUGGAAGGUUUGUCCAAGGUUGGGUCAGUGGUCCAGUGCUACGUCCUCUCUAAAUUGAACUUUUUUUUUGCCCAUAUACUCGUUGCUCCUCCCCACCAUUGCUAAUCUGUUGUAUCAGUUUGUCGCAAAAAUCACUGCUCUCAUAGCUUGCAAAAUAAUGUAGUUUUAUCGUACGAACUUACAGGGUGCUAGCUUGUCAUCAGAAAUACUGUACUAAAUAAACUCAUAGCCAUAGAAUGUUA